Messenger RNA from Cyclocybe aegerita, 1929 nucleotides. Lineage: Eukaryota; Fungi; Basidiomycota; Agaricomycetes; Agaricales; Hemipholiotaceae. The record is from the annotation of a GenBank genome assembly.
AUGAACGAAGACAGCCAUGGUCGAGUGCGUCUGGGAGACAGAAUCGACGCCCUGCUAGCGAACAGCUCCCCCCGCUCAAGCUCAGACUCGGCCUCUUCCCUCGACAGCCCGACCGCGCGCACGACGAACAUGCGGCGCGCCCUCCCGACCGCAUCGCAGUCCAAGGCGCCUGUGCUGCGCUGGCUCAGCAACCUCACAAACAGUAACAGCCAGCCCCCGUCCCCAGCCCGCUCCUCCCUCAGUCUCAAUCUCCAGCCGCCCUCUCCCAGUCUGUCUUUGCUCAACGAAGCACUAAACACGCCGCUGAUCCUCCCGUCGCCCAUCAUUCCACGGCCACCACUCGCAAAGCUACCACCGUCCUUUCGCGCCGCCCACAAUGUCACCCAUCCACCGCCCUUCUUCGAUAACCUCACCCGCUCAACUCUCCCAACAUCCUCGCUCUCCCCUCCUCCAACUGUGUCCACCCAUCCUGUACCCCAAGUCGACCUCGCACGACCACCACCUAUUGUCCUCAACCACUCACCUCCGUCGCGUACGUCUCUCGACUCUCUACGGUCCCUCCAUACACGCUCGAUGACCACCUACUCCAUAACAUCCAUAACAUCCCUCGACUCAGUCUCCCAGAAGUCCUCGACGACAACGUCCGCGUCCUGGUGGUCAUUCCAGCAAUUUACCAAGUCCAAUAAGGACGCUCUGCUUGCAGAUGAGGAUCGUCCACAAACUCAGCAACAGCAGCAGGAUCUGAAGAAUAAAUACAUCUCUCCAAACAACCCCAUCGUCUUCUGUCAUGGUCUACUCGGUUUCGACUCCGUCACCAUCGGGCCCACAAUAGCUCCUCUCGAGGUCACCCACUGGCGCGGAAUAAAGGAAGUCCUGGAGGAGAACGGUACAGAGGUCCUGAUAACGCGCGUGCCGGCCACGAGUAGCCCUGCGGACAGAGCGAAGGUCCUGGAAGAAAAGAUAUCAUCGGUAUACCCUGGACGGAGCGUUCAUCUAAUCGGUCAUAGCAUGGGCGGCCUCGACUGCCGCUACCUAACCACCCACCUCACCCACCGCAAGUUCAAAGUCCUCUCCAUAACCACCAUCGCCACCCCGCACCGCGGGUCCUCCUUCGCCGACCACUUCCUCUCCACCGUCGGGCGCACCAACAUGCCCUCCGUCCUCUCCCUUCUCGACCUCCUACCCAACGGCGGUGGGGAUGGGAAGGCGUUCGAGUGCCUGACCCUCGCGAGCAUGCGUAGAUUCAAUGAGGAGACCCCGGAUGUGGAGGGCGUGCGGUAUUUCAGCUGGGGGGCGGUGUAUGAACCGGGGUUGAUCGAUACUUGGAAGUGGCCACAUACCGUUAUCCUCGAGCGCGAAGGUCCAAACGACGGCUUAGUCUCUGUAGAGUCAUCCAAAUGGGGCACAUACCUCGGCACCCUCUCUCAAGUGAACCACCUCGACCUCGUCGGGUGGAUCAACACCGCACGGUACAAAUGGGCAGAGAUGAUGGGCAAGGAGAUCAAGUUCCGCCCUGCGACGUUUUAUAUGGGUAUUGCGGAUAUGCUGGCACGGGAGGUGGAGGGGUUGGAUGAGGGUGAGGGUGAGAUUGUGGGUAGGGAGGAGGGUGCAGAUGGGAGGUUGACGGACUCGCCGAAAGUUGGGGCUGGGGCCGAUCUUGAGGGGAGUGAGCUUGGGGAGUCGGCGCAGACUGUGGUGCCGAAGAAGGAGAAGGAGGCGUCGAAGGAGCCACGGGAAAAGGUGGUGGAUAAGGUGGACAAGGAGCGCGCGCAGAUGGUCGACAGCUUGGACGCUGCAGGCGCAGAGAUACAGCAGCCUAGCAGCGGCAGCAGUCGUACCGCUACUGCCAGCAAUGGACGGCCUUUGGGAUCGCAAGCAAAAUCGGCAUCGGCAUCGACAUCGCAAUCGCAAACACGGACAGCAUCGUGA